AUGUACCAUGUGCUCAUCCACAGGUGGCGCCUGGAGUAUUUCCGGAGAGUGACAGCAGUGGGGUACUCGUGUGUGGUGUUUGGGUGGAUGACGGUGCUGUCUGUGCGCCGCCCCGCCAUCACGCUCUCGGUGUUUGGGCUCAUCAAGCUGCCCGUGUCGCUCGCCCCGUUUGAGUCCCUCAUCUUCACGUCCUUCAUCGUUCCAAAGGCAAGCUUCGUGGGUCAUCUUGCAGGCAUCAUUGCUGGCUAUCUCCUUUCCUGGGGAGCCUUGAAGGGAGGGGUGUACGGCGCGGUGCUGGGCAUUCUAGGAUACUAUUCCAAGGAGAGUGAGUUGAUCCGCGGCGCGAACGCGCUCUACAGGGCGGUGACGCGUCAGGCUGACGACGAGACGUUCUUAAGAGGUGGGCUGUGGUUAUGCCACCCGGUUAUCCUGAUUCUUCAGAUCAAAGCUCGUCACUUGAAUCUUGACCGCCUAUUACUUAACUCCUCCACCCAACUCCCAUUCCCUCUCCCCGACGACCCCUCCCCCCCACUCCCUCCCCCCAACCCCCCCGCAGCCCUCGGCCUCCCCUCGCAGUUCCGCACACACCACGCGCUGCUCGUGCUGCACACGUGGCUGGCGCUCCUGCGUCUGCGCAAGGAGGGCGCGCAGGGGGCGGCGGUGGGGCAGACGUUCUACCACACGUUCAACCACGACGUGGAGCGGCGGGUGGUGGCGGCGGGGGUGAAAAUGCUCGUCAGCAAGUGGAUGCGCGAACUCGAGCGGAGUUUUUACGGUGCUGCUGCUGCUUAUGAUGCUGCUGUGGCGCCUGGCGCGAGUGCGGACGCCCUCCCCAAGGCUCUCUGGCGCAAUGUGUUUGCAGAAGACGCGUCUGACAUGCCCUCUGGCCCUGCAGCUGCUCCCGUGCAGGCUUUGACGCGUUACGUGCGGCUCGAGCUCGCCUCCCUUGCACUCACAG
Molecule: messenger RNA, 958 nt
Organism: Closterium sp. Naga37s-1
Lineage: Eukaryota; Viridiplantae; Streptophyta; Zygnematophyceae; Desmidiales; Closteriaceae
Source: the annotation of a GenBank genome assembly